CCAGAUAAAAUCUACAGUUGACAGACCAACAGCUGAACUAAAAACAUUCGGACGGAACAGCAAGAGAAAAUCGCCAUGGCCAUCGCCAAUGCUUACUUCUCGUCAACUCUGAUCCGAUCCAGAGGUUGCAAGCUUGGUUUCAGUUCUCAAAUAUGUCCGUUUGAGGUCGCUAAGGUCUCUGUUUUUCGCCGGGGAUCCGUCGACCCUGGAAUUGGUUUCACAAGGAGGAAGGACGUUCUUCAAGCUGCUGCUAAUUCAACAAGUACAUUGGGUUCGUCUUCUCCGAUAUCUGAUCAGGAUGCUGAUAAUGUUCCCAUGCCAAUAGUUUUGAUAGAUCAAGAUUCAGAUUCUGAUGCAACAAUUGUACAACUUAGCUUUGGAGAUCGCCUUGGAGCUCUUAUUGACACAAUGAAAGCUCUUAAAGACCUGGGCUUGGAUGUGGCAAAGGGAACUGUUACAACCGAGGGAUCAGUCAUACAGACAAAAUUUUUCAUAACACGAUUGGACACAGGGCGCAAAGUUGAAGAUCCUGACAUGUUGGAGAGAAUAAGGCUUACCAUCAUCAAUAACCUUCUGAAAUUUCACCCUGAAUCUAGUGAAAAGCUUGCUAUGGGUGAGGCUUUUGGAAUAAAAGCACCUCAGAAGAAGCUUGAUGUUGACAUUGCAACACAUAUAUAUGUUAAGGAUGAUGGACCUAAGAGAAGCUUACUUUAUUUAGAGACAGCUGAUCGUCCUGGACUUCUGUUGGAAAUCAUUAAAAUUAUGGCCGACAUCAACGUCAGUGUGGAAUCAGCAGAAAUUGACACAGAGGGAUUGGUAGCCAAAGAUAAAUUUCAUGUCAGCUACAGAGGGGCAGCAUUAAACAGUUCCUUGUCUCAGGUUCUGGUAAACUGUUUGCGGUACUAUCUUCGAAGGCCUGAAACAGAUGACGAUAGUUACUGAUACCUGGCAGCAGUGUACCAUCUCUUUUUUGUAACUUAACUGAUACACCUCGUGAGGUUGCCAGAGUCAUGAGUAUAUCCACUCUGAUGUAGCUUAUCUUUGACUAGUACUGUAUGAUGAUCUCACUUUGGACAAGCAGUGAAUAUACCAGCAAUAAUCUGAUUGUUAUCAUCCUUGUAA
Messenger RNA from Nelumbo nucifera (sacred lotus), 1122 nucleotides. Its product is annotated as ACT domain-containing protein ACR12-like. NCBI's taxonomy places the organism in Eukaryota, Viridiplantae, Streptophyta, Magnoliopsida, Proteales, Nelumbonaceae. Gene Ontology annotation, cellular component: chloroplast stroma; chloroplast thylakoid membrane. The record is from RefSeq and is a predicted model, not a curated record.